Molecule: messenger RNA, 1305 nt
Organism: Aureobasidium vineae
Lineage: Eukaryota; Fungi; Ascomycota; Dothideomycetes; Dothideales; Saccotheciaceae
Source: the annotation of a GenBank genome assembly
AUGAUACCAACCGACGAAAAGCGCAUGUCUUCCAGAACUCGAGCCGACUCUACGAUAGCCAAGUACACCACACAUGAUCCCGAAAGGCUCUCUGUAUCGGUAGGGGAUAUUAGCGUGUUAGGUGUACGGCCAACCCGUCGACACUUCAGUAUCUUCAACAUUAUCGCCUUGAGCUUCAACAUCUGCAAUAGCUGGGUGGCCAUAGCCUCUAGUUUGGCUAUUGCAGUGUCUGCUGGAGGUACUGCUACAUUGAUAUAUGGCAUUCCUCUCGCAACACUUGCUUAUGCUGCCACUGGGGCAUCUCUUGCUGAAUUGGCAUCCUGUUAUCCCACUGCUGGUGGCCAGUACCAUUUUGCUUCUAUACUCGCACCCAAGCGACUGUCUCGUGGACUUUCCUAUGCUUGUGGUUCGAUUGCCAUGUUCUCCUGGAUUGCUUUGGGCGCUGCCGCAACUCUCCUUGCCGCGCAAAUGCUUCUGGCGCUGGCGGCAUUCUAUCACUCUGGUUAUGUGCCUCAAGCCUGGCAUUACUUCCUCGUUUAUCAAGCCAUCAAUGUGGUCUUUCUUCUUUACAACCUCUUUGCCCUUGCCAAGACACCCUGGGCGCACAACGUUGGAUCANUGCCCAUCUACGAACUCUGGCGACAGGCAACCAACAGUGACGCUGCAGCGACCGCCUUCCUAGUCGCUCUUCUCGCCAUCGUCCUCUUCGUCAUUAAUGCCGUCCAACAAACCUCUUCUCACCUCAUCUGGGCGUUCGGUCGCGACAAUGGCCUCGUGUUUUCGAAACACCUGGCCAAGAUGCACAUUGUGCUUGAAGUCCCUGUAUGGUCACUGCUCGCUAAUGCCGCAGUGAUAUUCAUCGCUGGGUGCAUCUAUCUCGCAUCCACUGCAGCCUUCAAUGCAUUGAUCAACACAACCAUCAUUCUGCAGAUGAUCUCCUUCGCUAUCCCUGCGUUGUUACUCAUGUGCAGAAGCAGAAGUGAAAGAUUCCUUGCCAAAGAUCGAUGGUUCCGAUUACCUGACUGGCUAGGUUGGAUAUGUAAUACUACUGUUGUCAUCUUCGCCAUCAUCGAACUCGUCUUCUUUGAUCUACCGACUUCCCUCCCGACGACUGGAUCAAGUAUGAGUAAGUGUUUUGACCUUCGUCUCGAGGUAGAUGGCGCGAUUACUAACGCCGAUGACANNGAUUACACUUGCGCCGUACUGGCCACGAUGGCGCUGUUCAGUGGUAUCAAUUGGGUUGUGUAUGCGAGGAAACACUACAAAGGCCCACGAAUCGAGUUGGCAGAGGUUGGGGGUGACUAG